Molecule: messenger RNA, 972 nt
Organism: Cryptomeria japonica (Japanese cedar)
Lineage: Eukaryota; Viridiplantae; Streptophyta; Pinopsida; Cupressales; Cupressaceae
Product: CASP-like protein 4B3
Exons: 3
Coding region: 198-797 (199 amino acids)
Source: RefSeq, a predicted model, not a curated record
AGCUUUCGAGGAUUCUGAGAUAUUGCACCAGGUCAUCCAGAUCAUUUUCUAUACUAUUCCAAGCCAACGGGCGUAAGGCAAUCAGAUCAAAAAACCUACCCUGCCAUGGGCGUUUAAUUACCCCCUGCGGACAUCUCUUGAAGCUUCUGCUUACAGAUCAAGAAAUUUGAACAAAUAUUGAGAGAAAUCGGCGGGCUAUGGUGAGCAGGACGCCAUCGCCUUCAGCGCCCCUGGGGCGUCCAGGUGUUUUGGAGCUCUCUAAUUACCCCUCCACAAGCGGAGCUUCACAGGCAGAGCUUCACACGAUUAUUGCUGUCCAGAAGCAGCAAAGAGAGAAUCGCAUACGCCUGGCCAAUCUUUUGCUUAGAUCUGCAGGGCUUCUAUUUUCCUUUCUCUCCUUUGUCAUCAUGGCGGCCAAUAACCAGAACAGACCAGGGCCAAAAUUUGACGACUAUGAAGAAUUCAGGUACUGUCUGGCAAGCGCUGUGAUAGCAUUCGUCUACUUUGCGGCCCAGCUAGGCAGAGGGAUUUACGAUGUAGUGUGGGGAUAUAAUUUGUUUCGUAAAACGCUUGUAUCUUCCAUGGAUUUCAUCGGCGAUCAGACACUGGCAUACUUAGUUAUGUCUUCUUCGUCGUCAGCGUCGUCGAAAACAAAUAACCUGCGGGAGAAUGGCGAUACUAGAUUCACAGACAUGGCAGCUGCUUCGGUGAGCAUGAGUUUCAUGACCUUUGCGGUGCUGGCAGCUUCUUCCAUACACUCUGGUCUUACCCUCGCCAAACGAAUCUCCUGGUUUUAGGCGCAAGCAAUAUAUUCCCAAUUUUACAGCUAUUAAUUUUGGGGGUAGAUGUGAAAAUGUAAUUUUGGGCCAUUUCCAGCUAAUUGUAAAUUCUGUAAUUGGUUAUUCAAUUUUGUCUUUAAGGGAACAUCAAAGUGCGUCAAAUUGGGAAGAGAUGUAUUUUGAUUUCAGUGGA